AAACGAAGAGAGACACACGCAUACAAAAGGAUUUCUUUCCUAUUCGUUAGUGGAUUGUUAAACCUGAGUGGGAAGGAGAAAAGAACAAGGGUGGGUUGUUUUAUUUUGUUCUUAUUUUUUUCCUUUAAAAAAAUCCCUUAAGUGGAUUUGUACCAGGGUGGAAGAUAACUGGGGAUUUUUGUUGUUUGUUUUGGGAAUAGAAACUAAAAAAUGGAGACUGUAAGUAGAAGCAGCUUCCAGCCUCAUCCAGGACUGCAGAAGACCUUGGAACAGUUUCAUCUGAGCUCUAUGAGCUCCCUGGGUGGCCCUGCUGCUUUCUCAGCACGAUGGGCACAGGAGAUGUACAAGAAAGACAAUGGCAAAGACCCAGCGGAAUCUGUACUGCAUCUGCCCCCUAUCCAGCCUCCUCCGGUGAUGCCUGGUCCUUUCUUCAUGCCCUCGGACAGAUCCACGGAGAGGUGCGAGACCAUCCUGGAAGGGGAAACCAUCUCCUGCUUCGUGGUGGGUGGAGAAAAGCGGCUUUGCUUGCCCCAGAUCCUGAACUCUGUGCUCAGGGACUUCUCCCUGCAGCAGAUUAAUUCGGUGUGUGACGAGCUACAUAUUUACUGCUCCAGAUGCACUGCUGACCAGCUGGAAAUCCUCAAAGUCAUGGGCAUCCUGCCCUUCUCUGCUCCUUCCUGCGGGCUCAUCACUAAAACUGAUGCUGAGAGGCUUUGUAAUGCCUUGCUUUAUGGUGGCACCUAUCCUCCCCACUGCAAGAAGGAAUUCUCUAGCACAAUUGAGCUGGAGCUUACAGAGAAGAGCUUCAAGGUGUACCAUGAGUGCUUUGGGAAGUGUAAGGGACUCUUGGUGCCAGAGCUUUACAGCAACCCCAGUGCAGCCUGCAUCCAGUGCUUGGACUGCAGGCUCAUGUACCCACCUCACAAAUUCGUGGUCCACUCUCACAAAUCGCUGGAAAACAGGACUUGCCACUGGGGCUUUGACUCUGCAAACUGGAGAUCCUAUAUCCUCCUCAGCCAGGAUUACACUGGGAAAGAGGAAAAAGCUAGACUGGGCCAGCUCUUAGAUGAAAUGAAAGAAAAAUUUGACUAUAACAACAAAUACAAGAGGAAAGCCCCCAGGAUCUGGGAGUCUCCGAGAGUUCAGCUCUGCUGGAACAAAAUGUUCAAGACAAUACUGUGGGAUCCAGCUGGAGGUUUAGCAUUAAUGCAGUGUCAGACAGAUGGAAAUGAGGUCUCCUCAGAUCCUUCUGCUUCCAAAAAGCCCAAAAUAGAUGACUCUGCUUCCCAAUCUCCAGCUUCCACUGAGAAGGAAAAACAGUCCAGUUGGUUACGGUCCUUAUCCAGCUCAUCUAAUAAGAGCAUUGGCUGUGUCCAUCCCCGCCAGCGGCUCUCUGCUUUCCGGCCCUGGUCCCCGGCUGUGUCAGCAAACGAGAAGGAGCUCUCAACCCACCUUCCCACCUUGAUCCGGGACAGUUUCUACUCCUACAAGAGCUUCGAGAAUGCCGUGGCCCCCAACGUGGCGCUCGCGCCCCCGGCGCAGCAG
Messenger RNA from Nestor notabilis (Kea), 1545 nucleotides. RefSeq names its product SKI proto-oncogene (gene SKI). Lineage: Eukaryota; Metazoa; Chordata; Aves; Psittaciformes; Psittacidae. Gene Ontology annotation, biological process: negative regulation of BMP signaling pathway. The annotation marks the transcript as partial. Gene Ontology annotation, cellular component: nucleus. Gene Ontology annotation, molecular function: DNA-binding transcription factor activity, RNA polymerase II-specific; RNA polymerase II cis-regulatory region sequence-specific DNA binding; SMAD binding. The record is from RefSeq and is a predicted model, not a curated record. The transcript is spliced from 5 exons.